AGCAGCUCUAAAAUCACCAUGAUCCGUGCUUGCGUCCUUUUGGCUCUCGCCACCAGCGCUUUCGCUGGCUACGCCGGCUAUGGCCACGGCUAUGGCCUCGGCUACGGGGGCUACGGUCUUGGUUACGGGCUUGGCUAUGGCGGAUUCGGCUAUGGUCUUGGACACGGCGGCUUUGGCUAUGGCCUUGGCUUUUCCGGCUAUGCCCCAGCUCUUGCUACCGUCGCCCGCGCUGCCCCAGCCGUCGCCACUUACGCCGCUGCUCCAGCUGUGACCAAGGUCGCCACCACUUACCACGCCCCAGCUGUCACCGCCGUUGCUCACGCCCCAGUCGCCACCGCUGUCGCUGCUCCAGUCGCCACCUACGCUGCUGCCCCAGCCUUCGCCGCCUACCACGCCCCAGCUGUGACCACUGUGGCCCACGCCCCAGUCGCCACCGCUGUCGCCGCCCCAGUGGCCACCUACGCCGCUGCCUACCAUGCCCCAGCUGUGGCCACCGUCGCUCACGCCCCAGUCGCCACCUACGCCGCUGCCCCAGCUGUCGCCACCACCACCGUCCACCAUGCUCCAGCUGUGACCACCGUUGCUCACGCUGCCCCAGCUGUCGCUGCCUACCACGCUGCUCCAGUCUACGGCUAUGGCGUUGGCACCCUCGGCUACGGUGCUGGCCACUACGGUUAUGGCCACGGUCUCCUCGGCUAUGGCCUGAACUACGGCUACGGACUUGGCUCUCCCUUCCACUACGGCGCUCUUCUCCGCAAGAAGAAGUACCACGUGUCCACGACUUCAGGCAAGAAUUUUUCGUAUAUAAGGGCUCCAGAACCGAGCAAGUUUAGCAGUUGGCUCAGCAGCAGCUCUAAAGUCACCAUGAUCCGUGCUUGCGUCCUUUUGGCUCUCGCCACCAGCGCUUUCGCUGGCUACGCCGGUUAUGGCCACGGCUAUGGCCUCGGCUACAGCGGCUACGGUCUUGGUUACGGACUUGGCUAUGGCGGAUUCGGCUAUGGUCUUGGCCACGGCGGCUUUGGCUAUGGCCUUGGCUAUGCCGGCUAUGCCCCAGCUGUUGCGACCGUCGCCCACGCUGCCCCAGCCGUCGCCACUUACGCCGCUGCUCCAGCUGUGACCAAGGUCGCCACCACUUACCACGCCCCAGCUGUCACCGCCGUCGCUCACGCUCCAGUCGCCACCGCUGUCGCUGCUCCAGUCGCCACCUACGCUGCUGCCCCAGCCUUCGCCGCCUACCACGCCCCAGCUGUGACCACUGUGGCCCACGCCCCAGUCGCCACCGCUGUCGCCGCCCCAGUGGCCACCUACGCCGCUGCCUACCACGCCCCAGCUGUGACCACUGUGGCCCACGCCCCAGUCGCCACCGCUGUCGCCGCCCCAGUGGCCACCUACGCCGCUGCCUACCACGCCCCAGCUGUGACCACUGUGGCCCACGCCCCAGUCGCCACCGCUGUCGCUGCUCCAGUGGCCACCUACGCCGCUGCCUACCACGCCCCAGCUGUGGCCACCUACGCCGCUGCCCCAGCUGUCGCCACCACCACCGUCCACCAUGCUCCAGCUGUGACCACCGUUGCUCACGCUGCCCCAGCUGUCGCUGCCUACCACGCUGCUCCAGUCUACGGCUACGGUGUUGGCACCCUCGGCUACGGUGCUGGCCACUACGGUUACGGCCACGGUCUCCUCGGCUACGGUCUGAACUACGGCUACGGGCUUGGCUCUCCCUUCCACUACGGCGCUCUGCUCCGCAAGAAGAAGUAAACCAAUCAACUCUAAAUUAUUUGAAGGAGGAAAAGAAGGCAAAUCGUAAACACCCACUUCGGUGCCGCAACAGGCAUCAGCGAAGACUUUUAAGAUGGACGAAUAAAAUUUCUCCGCACUGCAA
Molecule: messenger RNA, 1882 nt
Organism: Dermacentor andersoni
Lineage: Eukaryota; Metazoa; Arthropoda; Arachnida; Ixodida; Ixodidae
Source: RefSeq, a predicted model, not a curated record